Glycine soja is the source of this 1013-nucleotide messenger RNA. Its product is annotated as probable WRKY transcription factor 50. Lineage: Eukaryota; Viridiplantae; Streptophyta; Magnoliopsida; Fabales; Fabaceae. The transcript has 3 exons. Gene Ontology annotation, molecular function: sequence-specific DNA binding; DNA-binding transcription factor activity. Gene Ontology annotation, biological process: regulation of DNA-templated transcription. The record is from RefSeq and is a predicted model, not a curated record. The coding region runs from base 12 to 497 and encodes 161 amino acids.
AUGGUGCCAAAAUGACAGAUAAAAAUCCAAGACCACCAGAUUCACCUGACGAUGAUUUCACCAACCAAUGGCCUUUGGAGCUCUCCGAGUACUUGAAUUUUGAUGAUGAUCAAUGGCCAGACGAUUACCCGGAAUCAUUUGUUUCGGGGCAUGUCUUCAGCCAUAACAAUCAAGCCAAUGAAGUUGGUAACUUUGGAGGAAGUAGCACCCACUUUGAAGAGUCUUCUAGCAGAGACGUUGGCAAUGAACGUGAGAAGAAGGAAGUCAGAGAUAGAGUUGCAUUCAAAACAAAGUCAGAGGUAGAAAUACUGGACGACGGGUUCAAGUGGAGGAAGUACGGAAAGAAAAUGGUGAAAAACAGCCCCAAUCCAAGGAACUACUAUAGGUGUUCAGUGGACGGAUGCCAGGUCAAAAAGAGAGUUGAAAGAGACAAGGAUGAUCCAAGGUAUGUAAUAACAACCUACGAAGGCAUCCACAAUCACCAGAAUUGUAUCUAAGUAGAAAAUUAAGGAGGUUUGCAGUUUCGUGGGCCAUAGCCACAACCCCUGCGCACGUGCUCUUGUAAAGUUUUAUGACUUGAGGCAUGUCGACAAUUAUCAGAGUUAGUAAAUUUUUUUUAUGAAAAAUUGGACUUUAAGGGCUAUGAAAAUCAAACAGAAGAAACUUGCUUGUUUCCUCUCCACGACAAUGGAUUUCGGAAGGUACCAUAUUUCUAAACAAUAGAACAUAGAGCAGAAACUAUUGAGUAUAAAUGAUUUCAUGAAGUGAAUAAAUUAAGGUUGACACAACUAUCAGGAGGAUAUAACGAAAAAGGACAAUCAGAUUUCCCCUUGUUGUAUACCCUAUUUUCGCAUUGCGAACUUAUGUAUAAAAUGAUUUCCCCUUGUUGUAUAAAAUGAUUGUUAAACACCCUUAGGCAUCUAUCAGAUAGCAAGAAAGAUAAAGAGAAACAAGAGGAUUGAGAAAAUGUUUUUAAUUUAUGAGUGUUCAAAUAUUAUCAUUUUUUUAAUGUA